This is a messenger RNA of Clupea harengus (Atlantic herring), 1139 nucleotides long. RefSeq names its product solute carrier family 25 member 22b (gene slc25a22b). Gene Ontology annotation, molecular function: L-aspartate transmembrane transporter activity; L-glutamate transmembrane transporter activity. The annotation marks the transcript as partial. NCBI's taxonomy places the organism in Eukaryota, Metazoa, Chordata, Actinopteri, Clupeiformes, Clupeidae. The transcript has 9 exons. Gene Ontology annotation, biological process: L-glutamate transmembrane transport; aspartate transmembrane transport; malate-aspartate shuttle. The record is from RefSeq and is a predicted model, not a curated record.
UGUUUUCCUAUUCUCUCUAUUUCUUUAUCUCUCAGUUUGCCUGCCAAGCUUAUAAAUGGAGGCAUAGCUGGACUGAUUGGAGUUACUUGUGUGUUUCCAAUCGACUUGGCCAAGACUAGGCUCCAGAAUCAACAGAAUGGGUCUCGUCUCUACAACAGCAUGUCAGAUUGCCUUAUCAAAACCGUUCGCUCAGAUGGCUACUUUGGGAUGUACAGAGGUGCAGCAGUAAACCUAACCCUGGUCACCCCAGAGAAAGCCAUAAAGCUGGCUGCUAAUGAUUUCUUUCGACAACAACUUUCUAAGGAUGGCCAGAAGCUGACUUUGCUGCGAGAGAUGCUGGCCGGCUGUGGAGCAGGUACCUGCCAGGUCAUUGUUACCACCCCAAUGGAGAUGCUGAAGAUUCAACUCCAAGAUGCUGGACGGAUAGAGGCCCAAAGGAAGGCGACUGCACUGGCUCAGGGGAGAGCUGCUUCAGGCCACCUGGAACUGAAGUCUCCCACAGCCUUUCAGCUGACCGAAGACCUUCUGAAGAGGAAAGGAAUCACUGGACUGUACAAGGGCCUUGGAGCCACGCUACUGAGGGAUGUUCCCUUCUCUAUGAUCUACUUCCCUCUGUUUGCCAAUCUGAACAAUUUGGGAAGAUCUGGGGCAGAGGGACCUGCCCCAUUUUAUGUUUCCUUCACCUCUGGCUGCGUGGCAGGCAGUACUGCUGCCGUGGCUGUCAACCCGGUGGAUGUGAUUAAAACCAGAUUACAGUCUUUAACUCGAGGAGGUCAGGAAGACACCUACACUGGAGUGACCGACUGCAUAAGGAAGAUCCUGCGCCACGAGGGUCCCUCCGCCUUCCUGAAGGGUGCAUACUGCCGUGCUCUGGUCAUAGCACCCCUCUUUGGCAUUGCCCAGGUUGUGUACUUCCUGGGCGUGGGUGAGCUCAUCCUCAGCCUCCUGCCUAGGAGAGACCCAUAACGGCGUCCCCUGGGAUUUGUAGUUCAAGACAUGGCUUUAUGAACAAACUGCACAUCAUUUGGAGAUAUGAGGCCGAACUCAUUCUUGUCCCUUUGUCAUGGUCUAGACUGGCGCUGACCUUCCCUUGGCUGUGUAAAAUCAUCGACUUGUAAGAGGGAACAGUAACAAAUGCU